CAAUUGAUAAGAUAUAUUUUGCUCUUGUUAAUCGUUGUUUUUGAAAUUUUAAAUAAUUUUAAAUAAUUGUAUAUUAUUUUACUAUGCUUAAACCCAUAUCCGUACAGCCAUAUUAUUAUAUUAAUGAAUGAUAGUACUAAAUAUACGGUUAGGUGCCUUAGGUCUAUUAAAUAUUGUGACUAUUGUGAAUAUUGUCUAAUACUACCUAGUUACUAUACCAGUAUCGAACAAUACAGUUGCUGUAGACGCUAGUGUCAAACGUCGAAUCCACUGUUGGAGACUUCAAGUGCAGUGUUUAUAUUCGUUGAGCAAUUAUGGAUGUUUCUAGAGGAUGCAGUUGCAGUUGCUGUGACAAAUGUAUGCAACACCCGACAUUCCAUACAAUCCAGAAAUUAUGCAACAUCAAUGCAUGUUUAGAUUGUUUAACCACACUAGAUAUAAGUUCUAGUAAUAUCUGUGAAGCACCUGAAUUUAUCGGGUAUCUUGUAAAUUUAGUCAAACUAGAUUUAUCAUUAAAUGAGUUGGAAACGCUGCCAUUGUCAUUUAUCAAGUGUCAAAAUUUAACAGAUCUCAUCUUGUCGCAUAACAAAUUUUCACAAGUUCCCCAAUGUUUAAUUGAUGGAAUGCACUCCUUAAAAACACUUGAUUUAUCUCACAACCAGCUCUCAGAUAUCAGCAAAAAACCAUUUUGUAUUCAACAGUUACUAACUUUAAAUAUCAGUUAUAAUUUAAAACUAAAUAGCCUUCCACAAUGGUUAUGGUCAGUUGAAUGCAAUUCAUUAGAAACAUUGGAUUUAUCAUUUACAAAUUGUCUGGACAAUAUUGCAGUUGAUCCUUAUCUGAACAUGUAUGGUAUAAGUAAUCAUCUGAAGUAUUUGGAUUUAUCUAAUACAAAUUCUGAUGUUCGAAAAUUAGAUUUUAUCAAACAUUUAAAAAAUCUAAGAAAUUUGGUUUUGGAUAACAAAUUUACGAUACACAAAUGUCAAAAUUAUUACAGUGAUGUACCACUAGUGUUUAAUUAUCGAUUUAAAUGUAUUGAUUCUUUAAGUAUGAUUAAUGUUAAUCUCUCAAGCAUUGGAAAACUUGUUUAUUUCAGUUUACCUAGCAUACGUUUUUUGAAUUUGUCCAAUAAUUCUAUUGUGUUAUUGCCAGAUUCCUUAAGUGAAUUGACAAACUUAGAAGUCUGUGAUUUUUCAAACAAUAACAUUUUAACGAUUCCUGAAAGUUUUAAAAGCUUAAAGAAUUUGAAAAGUUUAAUAUUAAAUAAUAAUUGGUUAUCAACAUUUCCAAAAAUUAUUGAAGAUCUAAUAAACCUGGAGAUUUUGGAUUUAUAUGCUAAUAAAUUAAAUAUAUGUCCAUCAUGGAACAUAAAUUCCAAUAUAAAAUUACUUGAUCUAGAACAAAAUGUAUUUUCUACUGAAGAUAACAUUGAUAUAAACAUUAAAGCCAAUUAUUCAGAGUUUUUAAACAAUCUGCGUUCAUCAAUUACUGAAAGCCGUGUUAUAGGACCGUUAUGUGUUGAAGAACUCAAUGAUGUAGAAUCUGAAAUAGAUGGAUCAAGUAGUCAUUGGUCAUCAUUAUCAAAUAACUCUUCAGAACACUGUAUUCAUGGAGAAGAUCAAGAUGAUACCAGAAAUCUAGAUUUUACACCAGAAGAAUUUUGGGACUGUGGUUCCUAUGUAUUUACAACUGAUGUAUUCGAUCCUAAAAGUUUUGAAAUUAGUUUAAUGAAUGAAUUAAAAACAUUAGAAGAACCAUUAACUUUUGAUGGAAAAAAAAAUGUCCGAAGAGUGCGUUUAGCUAAUGAACAUUAUUUUUGUCCUGGUGAUGAACUUCCUAAGACAUUGUCAAUAACAAAAUAAUCGUUUAUUAAAAUUGAAAUUUGGUUAAAUCUAUCAAAAAUAUCAAAGACAUCAUUAUAAAAGUGUGUACCAAAAGUAAAUUUGAAAUUUGAAGACUUACGACUGCAAUAAUUCUUUUGUAAUAAAAUAUAUUUCAUAUUUUUUUUAGUCCUAAUCUAUUAGGUAUUAACAGAUACAAUUUAAUAUUUAACAAAAUAAUAAUUUAUAUAUUAUUUUAUUUAACAAUAAAUUAUUGACCAAGUUGAUUUUAA
Messenger RNA from Metopolophium dirhodum (rose-grain aphid), 2113 nucleotides. RefSeq names its product leucine-rich repeat protein SHOC-2-like. The transcript is spliced from 8 exons. The coding region runs from base 315 to 1862 and encodes 515 amino acids. The record is from RefSeq and is a predicted model, not a curated record. NCBI's taxonomy places the organism in Eukaryota, Metazoa, Arthropoda, Insecta, Hemiptera, Aphididae. Gene Ontology annotation, molecular function: protein binding.